CUCGCUUUCUCUCUCCGCUCUCUGGUUCUUCUUGACCUCACUUUGAUCGCGCAUGGCCAUGGAUACUCUCUACGACUACCAUGUCUGGCAACCUCACGAAGACGAAGAACACGAUAAUGUUACCAUUUCCAAUUCUCACUUGCUUCCUUGCGACUGUUUCCUUCUCCAUCUUCACUUUCGCCAUGUUCUUCACUCAAAUUCCCCUCAAGAAUCAUCGCACACACUCCUAAAUUCGUCUCUAUCCUCCUUCUUGAUUCCUUGCGACGCCUUCUUUGCCCGCGCCUCCACUAUUCUGAUCGCCGUCUUCUCCGGCACCGGCGUCGCCCAAGACUUCUUGGACGCGGCGAUUCCUGACGUCUUGUCGGUCGCGGCCGAUAUAGCAUGCAAUCCUCUUAAUGCUGGCCGUCGGAUGCUUCCGCUGGCGGUGUCCGUUUUGGUCGUCUCGCCGCACGAUGAACGCGAGGAAAUUGGGCGGAUUUCGCGGGAAUCGGCUCAGGCGUUUAAGACGUGUCCGGCGAGUGAGUCGUCGAUCGAAGCCUUGAAGACGGUGAAGAUUGAUGCCGGCCGGGAGUUGUUGAUCGGAGAAUGCAGGAUAUGCUUGGAUGAACUGAUGAGCGGAAUGGAAGUUACGCGAUUGCCGUGCUCUCAUGUUUACCACAGAGACUGUAUCGUCAAAUGGCUGGAGACGAGUCAUUUGUGCCCGUUGUGUCGCUACGCACUGCCACUGAGCUGAUCGGGUAGAUUUUUCAGAGGAAGCUAACUCAGGCAGUGUAUAGUUAUAUAGCUUGUUGAGUAUUAGGAAGCCAUACAAUGACUGAAGAUGAGGAAUUAAGCCAGCUUUUGUCAGUUUUUAACAUAGCUGAUACAGAGGAGCAGGAAAAUAAGAUGGACUGGUUCUUGAAACUCCAUUGACAUUGAGACAUUGAGAAUCUAACAGAUAGUGAGGAUGGGACAGAAGUUUAACAAUGAUCUAAGUAUUGCUGAAACCUUAGUGUUUGUCGCUACUUCAACAAUUACACGACCAGAGAAGAUUUUGAUGAGAAAGCAACCAGCCAAGAGUUUCAACAAUCUUUGGCAAAAACGAAAAGGGGUUGUUAAUGUCUUCUUGUGAACAAGCUUGGGCCUAGGGAAAUUUGCAGAUAUUCAGACAGCAAAAUGGAGAUGACUGGACGAGAUACAGAGAGAGCAGGAAGCUAAGUCUAUGCCAACACAUAGCGAGGUGAGUUCAUAUCAUAACAUUUCUAUCUUGAAGAGGCAAAUAUUAACUAGGCUUGGUAGAAUGAGGCUGUAUUUCCUUUACUUAGAUAUAUAGCCAAGGUAGUAGUUUGAUCAAAAUUUUGAAAUGGGUUUUGGAAUUCUUGUACAGAGAACAAAAUUUAGUUACUUAAAUGAGGGGAAAAUUACAACCAUAUACUGCUGAAAUGAAAUAGGUGUCAUUUCUUCUUGGAGCUACAAAAAAUAGCAAGAAUACAAAUACAAACUGACAGGAUACAAACAUGAGAGAAAAGCUAAUUGGUAUGAGUAGAACUUUCAGUUAGUCCCAUUUAGACAUGUUACAAAAUUAGGAAAACCAAAAA
Messenger RNA from Momordica charantia (bitter melon), 1577 nucleotides. RefSeq lists its product as uncharacterized. NCBI's taxonomy places the organism in Eukaryota, Viridiplantae, Streptophyta, Magnoliopsida, Cucurbitales, Cucurbitaceae. Gene Ontology annotation, cellular component: cytoplasm. Gene Ontology annotation, molecular function: ubiquitin protein ligase activity; zinc ion binding. The record is from RefSeq and is a predicted model, not a curated record. Gene Ontology annotation, biological process: protein ubiquitination.